Kalmanozyma brasiliensis GHG001 is the source of this 1170-nucleotide messenger RNA. Its product is annotated as Glycosyl hydrolase, family 88. The coding region runs from base 1 to 1170 and encodes 389 amino acids. Gene Ontology annotation, biological process: carbohydrate metabolic process. The transcript has a single exon. Lineage: Eukaryota; Fungi; Basidiomycota; Ustilaginomycetes; Ustilaginales. The record is from RefSeq and is a predicted model, not a curated record.
AUGACGACCGAUACAACAUCCCCGCUCUCGACCAGCGAAGCCUCCCAACUGGUCGACAAGCUCAUCCACAAGCUCCUUCACAACGAAGAUCCGGAUGGCGCCUUCCUUCUCCCGCUCGCGGACGGUCGUGUGAUCGAUACAAAAGGCUGGGCGGGCUGGGAGUGGACGCACGGCGUCGCGCUCUUCGCCUUAUUCGAGCAUCAUACACUCACCUCCUCUUCUACCUCCCUCUCGAUCAUCCACGACUGGUUUGCGAAUCGCAAGCGUGAGGGUGGCACCACCAAAAACAUCAAUACCAUGGCGGCCCUCCUCUCGCUCGCAUGCGUCUACGAGCUGGACCCCCUCUCCCAUGCAUCGUACAAAGAGAUGCUGAUCGAAUGGGCAGAGUGGGUGAUUCACGCCCUACCCAAGACCGAAGAGGGCGGGUUCCAACACAUCACCUACGAUCUGCAAAACGAGGGUCAGCUGUGGGAUGACACACUCAUGAUGACCGUCCUACCCCUCGCCAAGAUCGGUCAGGUGCUGGGCGUCGAGCGGUACGUUGAGGAGGCCAAAUAUCAGUUCUUGCUACAUAUCAAGUAUCUGUACGAUCCAAAGACCGGGUUGUGGUUCCACGGAUGGACGUUCGAGGGUCGACAUCACUUUGCAGGCGCACACUGGGCAAGGGGAAACUGCUGGAUUACGCUGGCCAUUCCACUAUUCUUCCACAUCUUGGGUGCGGAGGAUAAGGAUCUGGCGGAUAAGGGGUCGUUCUUCGCAAGACAUCUGAUCGGUACACUCGAGGCGCAGCUGGAUGCAUUGCUGCCCCUGCAGGAUCAGAAGACGGGGCUGUGGCAUACACUGCUCAAGUACGAUGAUUCGUACGUCGAGUCGUCCGCCACUGCUGGCUUUGCUGCCGGUGCAUACCUCGCGCUCAGAUUCGGGCUGAUCAAGGAUCAGAAGAAGAGAGAGCAGUACAAGACGAUGGCGGACAGAGCGCUCAAAGGCGUAGUCGACAUGAUUGCGGAGGACGGAGAGGUUCAGCAGACGUCGUUCGGCACCGCGAUGGGACACGAUCUCGACUUCUACCGGAAGAUUCCUAUCACACCGAUGCCUUACGGCCAGGCAUUAGCGCUUCUCGCCAUCGUCGAAAGCAUGGCGCUAAGCGGAACUCACUCAAAGACGGCUUGA